Molecule: messenger RNA, 3187 nt
Organism: Oncorhynchus kisutch (coho salmon)
Lineage: Eukaryota; Metazoa; Chordata; Actinopteri; Salmoniformes; Salmonidae
Product: zinc finger protein 501-like
Exons: 2
Coding region: 233-1795 (520 amino acids)
Biological process (GO): regulation of transcription by RNA polymerase II
Cellular component (GO): chromatin; transcription regulator complex; PcG protein complex
Molecular function (GO): DNA-binding transcription factor activity, RNA polymerase II-specific; RNA polymerase II cis-regulatory region sequence-specific DNA binding
Source: RefSeq, a predicted model, not a curated record
GUGGACGCGACGCUUCUUACACACAGCAACAGUUAGACAGCCACCUCCGUAGCUUGCUAGCCAAACCGAUACAGCUCGUUAGACGCUUUCGUGUAUAUUAGCCACUAUGUUUUAAACCCAUGUCUGUUGUCUAGUUAGUUAUCCCAUUUAAUGUAAUAUUUACUGUGUUGUUAUUGGUAAACUAGCUGGCUGGUUAAAUUAGCACUAUCCUAGCAAGCAAGCUGACAUCGCCAUGACCUCACUAAGCUACUCUCCAACUAUUAAAGAAGAGGUCUGCUGGACGGAGAAGGAGGAUGCUGUUCGAGUGAAAGAAGAAGAGAAAGAAGUUACAGUAAAAGAAGAGGGAGACGCGUUUAGAGUGAAAGUGGAGGAGGAAGUUACUGUGAAAGAAGAGGAGCAAGAGGAGGAUGGAGUUGUCGGAGUGAAAGAAGAGAAUAGGGAGAUGACUGUCACAUCGAAAAAGGAAGAGGAAACUGGAUAUCUGGGCUCGUUUUCCCAAAGUGGUCUUAAGGCAUCCUAUGGUUCUACCGAUGAAGUUAGCCUUAAAAUGCGUUUGGGAAAAUCGGCCCAGAUUAACACUAGAGAGAGAUUUGACUAUCGUGGAUCCUCUGUAGCGCCUCAACAAUAUCAUGACGCUGACGAGGCAGAGAAGAGUCUCUCCACAUCAGAACACCUCAAGAAAAACCAGGGGAAACCCACAGGGAAGAAAUCUCACCGAUGCUCCGACUGUGGGAAGAGUUACUCAAGAUCAGAUUCACUAAAGGUACACCAGAGAAUUCACAAUGGAGAGAAACCUUAUACCUGUGAUCAAUGUGGGAAGAGUUUUGUUACAUCUAGCCGUCUGACUAUACACCAGAGAACACAUACAGGAGAGAAGCCAUAUAGCUGUGAUCAAUGUGAGAAGAGUUUUGUUACGUCUAGCCAUCUGACUAUACACCAGAGAACACACACAGGAGAGAAAUCUUACCAUUGCUCUGACUGUGGAAAGAGUUACUCAAGAUCAGAUUCACUAAAAGUACACCAGAGAAUUCACACUGGAGAGAAACCUUUUAUCUGUUAUCAGUGUGGGAAGAGUUUGAAUGAUCCAAGCAGCAUGGAAACACACCAGGGAAUUCAGGCUGGAGAGAAACCUCAUUGCUGCUUUGAUUGCGGGAGGAGAUUCACCCCUUCAGAGGACCUUAAAAAAUGUCAGAGAAUUCAUACAGGAGUGAAACCUUAUAACUGUUAUCAAUGUGGGAAGAGUUUUACUGAAUCUAGACAGCUGACAAUACAUCAGAGAGCACACACAGGAGAGAAACCUUACCCCUGCCCUAACUGUGGAAAGAGUUUUGUUUCUUCAGUACAUUUAAAAUCACACCAGAGAACACACACUGGAGAGAAGCCUUAUAGCUGUAAUCAAUGUGGGAAGAGUUUUACUCACUCAAGCUGCCUGAUGGUACAUCGGAGAACACACACAGGAGAGAAACCUUAUAGCUGUAACCAAUGUGGGAAGAGCUUUGUUACAUCUAGCCGUCUGACUAUACACCAGAGAACACACACAGGAGAGAAGCCUUAUAGCUGUGAUCAAUGUGGGAAUAGUUUUACUACAUCUAGCCAUCUGACUAUGCACCAGAGAACACACACAGGAGAGAAGCCUUAUAGCUGUGAUCAAUGUGGGAAGAGUUUUACUACAUCUAGCCAUCUGACUAUUCACCAGCGGACACACACAGGAGAGAACCCUUAUAGCUGUAAUCAAUGUGGGAAGAGAUACACUGGUAGAAAAUCUCUGAUUAAACAUCAGAAAAGACAUAUAUGAGGAAAUUGUACCAUGAUUUCAAUUAAAUAAUGUCACAAUGUAGAAUGUUUUUAACAUUGUAGUAGGAGUAUUUUAAUGUCACAAUGUAUAACCCUAAACGUUUGCCCCCCCCCAUUCUAUUGAUAUUAGCCUCAUAAGGGCAAAAAACAGGCUCUGAAUUGAAAGAGCACUAUUUAUGUGAUUAACAAAGAAAGUGUUGCGUUACACUUACCGUGUUGGGACCCACUUGAAAAAAAAUGCAACACCUCAAAAUGUAGCUAGAUGUUUUCUACAAAUUGUCCUCUAACCAGUGAUGUAAGCAUUAUUCCCAGAUUCCAUGUGGUUUUCGAGCUGUUAGUUUUAACAGGACAUUUAACCUCAUCUCCCCCCUCUCAUGCAACUGAUUUCAAUGUGAUAUCUAUAUGAGUGAUGACAUAAGUGUUGCAUAUCUCCUCAUUUUUGCGACCCCUACAUUUAAACGCAUUACUCCAAAAUGUUGCGGACUGAAAUUCCACAAAUGAACUUUUAACAAGGCACACCUGUUAAUUGAAAUGCAUUCCAGGUGAAGCUGGUUGAGGGAAUGCAAAGCUGUCAUCAAGGCAAAGGGUGGCUACUUUGAAGAAAUUCAAAUAUAAAAUAUGUUUUCUAUAUGUGUUAUUUCAUAGUUGUUGUGUCUUUACUAUUAUUCUACAAUGUAUAAAAUAGUAAAAACAAAGAAGAACCCUUGAAUGAGUAGGUGUGUCCAAACUUUUGACUGGUAUUGUACGUUCACUUUUGGUUGAUAGUGAAAGUUGAAAAUACACAUGUUUCAGUUUGUUAUUUCAAUGACUUGAAAACAUCUUAAUUUCAAAAUAUUUGCAGCUUAUACACAUGGACAGAGUAUUAUUUAUUUACAACAUUCAAGUGCUAAUUGUAUUUAUUCCUCUUCUGAAGAAGCGUGACUCAAAUCACCUACUCAUGUCAAACAUCCAGCGUGGCAAAAUAUAUAUAUUUCGUAUUAUUCCAUGCCUCACCAUUAAGGGAAUUCUUGCCAAUACCUAUUAACAAAGGGGUAUACAUUUGGUUUUGAUAUGUCAUAUUUACAUUUCAUGUAACAUUUGGUCAUCUUAAUUAUUCAUGCAACCAACUUUUUACAAGUAUUUUGUUUACAAACAAUGGAGUAAAACAAACUUAUAUUUUGGGUUGGACAUUGCAUCCUAUUCUUAUUAUUUUAGCUAAUGGCAUUUCCUGCUCAUUAGUCUUUCAGUUUUUAUCGUUAUUCUUUAGUUUUUUAUCCUCUUAUGUUUGUUGUGUAGUAAAUAUUUCAGUUCUUUUUUGAUUUUUCUAUGAAGUGCAUUGUGUUGCAUCCAUGUCUGAAAUGUGCUAUAUAAAUAAAGCAUAAGUUAAUUUUAACAUAUUGCUAAAAAUGGAACC